AUGUGCCCCAUGCUGCCCUCCCCACCUCUCUCCACAGUGAUCAGCUGUGCUUCUCUGCCUGUGGUUGUGAUCUGUGGGCACCAGCGCAUUCGUGGCACCCGUCUCCUGCCUAGCUCUGCCCCCCAGUGCCCACUCCUCACCACACUGGCCCCAGGUCUCAGGAGGGGUGUCCUGGGCCGGGAAGCGUUGCUGCUUUUCCUUGUGUCAAAGGCCACAGCUGCAGUAGGCCUGGCUGGGCAGUUGGUUUGGGAAAUUCUCACCUUGUUCCAAGUUUCCCAGGCACCUUCCCACUCACAGGAUCCAAGUCAGCUCUGCAGAUACUACCUAUGGGAGGAGGGGACUGGGCGGCCCAUCUUCAUCUCCCCUUCACUCAUUGCACAUCCAGACAGCAUGGGGGCAGAGGGGCACUGGGUCACCCCCCUGACACGGACGGUAGGGACCGUCUUCUCGUUCAUCAGUAGGGCAGUAGCUAUGGCAGUGCCUGAUACAGUGCUCUGUGAGGGCCAGCGGGUCCCCUUCGGCCCUGGAGCCAGGGUCACGCGCUCCCCACCGCAUGCGGGAUUCCCCGUUCCAGGAAAACACCGUGCAGAGGAGGGGCUCUGGCAGGGUGGCAUGAAAGUGGAAUAUGCCACCCAAAUACCCGCCAGGCUAGAGGGCCCUGGGGGAGUACAGGGGGCGAGUCCCUCAGAAGCCCAGCCCAGGUGGGGGUUGGGGGAUUUGUUCCAGGGCUGUGGACCCUGCAGGGUGGGAUGCACCCCCGCUCAUGACACUGCCCGCAGGUACCGCUAUUACCAGAAUGUGUGCACGCAAAGCUACUCCUUCGUGUGGUGGGACUGGGCCCGCUGGGAGCGAGAGAUAGACUGGAUGGCGCUGAAUGGCAUCAACCUGGCACUGGCCUGGAGCGGCCAGGAGGCCAUCUGGCAGAGGGUGUACCUGGCCUUGGGCCUGACCCAGACAGAGAUCAAUGAGUUCUUUACUGGUCCUGCCUUCCUGGCCUGGGGGCGAAUGGGCAACCUGCACACCUGGGAUGGCCCCCUGCCCCCCUCCUGGCACAUCAAGCAGCUUUACCUGCAGCACCGGGUCCUGGACCGGAUGCGCUCCUUUGGCAUGACCCCAGUGCUACCUGCAUUCGCAGGGCAUGUUCCCGAGGCUGUCACCAGGGUGUUCCCUCAGGUCAAUGUCACGAAGAUGGGCAGUUGGGGACACUUCAACUGUUCCUACUCCUGCUCCUUCCUUCUGGCUCCGGAAGACCCCAUGUUCCCCGUCAUCGGGAGCCUCUUCCUGCGAGAGCUGGUCAAAGAGUUUGGCACAGACCACAUCUAUGGGGCCGACACUUUCAACGAGAUGCAGCCACCCUCCUCAGCACCCUCCUACCUUGCCGCAGCCACCACGGCCGUCUAUGAGGCCAUGAUUGCAGUGGAUACUGAGGCUGUGUGGCUGCUUCAAGGCUGGCUCUUCCAGCACCAGCCCCAGUUCUGGGGGCCCGCCCAGAUUGGGGCUGUGCUGGGGGCUGUGCCUCGUGGCCGCCUCCUGGUUCUGGACCUGUUUGCUGAGAGCCAGCCUGUGUACACCCGCACCGCCUCCUUCCAGGGCCAGCCCUUCAUCUGGUGCAUGCUGCACAACUUUGGGGGAAACCAUGGUCUGUUUGGAGCCCUGGAGGCCGUGAACGGAGGUCCAGAAGCUGCCCGCCUCUUCCCCAACUCCACCAUGGUAGGCACGGGCAUGGCCCCCGAGGGCAUCAGCCAGAACGAAGUGGUCUAUUCCCUCAUGGCUGAGCUGGGCUGGCGAAAGGACCCAGUGCCAGAUUUGGCGGCCUGGGUGACCAACUUUGCUGCCCAGCGGUAUGGGGUCUCCCAUCCAGACGCAGGGGCAGCGUGGAGACUACUGCUCCGGAGUGUGUACAACUGCUCCGGGGAGGUCUGCAGGGGCCACAAUCGCAGCCCGCUGGUCAGGCGGCCGUCCCUACAGAUGAAUACCAGUGUCUGGUACAACCGAUCCAGUGUGUUUGAGGCCUGGCGGCUGCUGCUCACAUCUGCUCCCUCCCUGGCCGCCAGCCCUGCCUUCCGCUAUGACCUGCUGGACCUCACUCGGCAGGCGGUGCAGGAGCUGGUCAGCUUGUACUAUGAGGAGGCAAGGAGUGCCUACCUGAGCAAGGAGCUAACUUCCCUGUUGAGGGCUGGAGGCGUCCUGGCCUAUGAGCUGCUGCCGGCGCUGGACGAGCUGCUGGGAAGUGAUAGCCGCUUCUUGCUGGGCAGCUGGCUGGAGCAGGCCCGAGCAGCGGCCGUCAGUGAGGCCGAGGCCGAUUUCUAUGAGCAGAACAGCCGCUACCAGCUGACCCUGUGGGGGCCAGAAGGCAACAUCCUGGACUACGCCAACAAGCAGCUGGCGGGGCUGGUGGCCAACUACUACACCCCUCGCUGGCGGCUCUUCCUGGAGGCGCUGGCUGACAGUGUGGCCCAGGGCAUCCCUUUCCAACAGCACCAGUUUGACAAAAAUGCCUUCCAACUGGAGCAGGCCUUCGUCCUCAGCAAGCCGAGGUACCCCAGCCAGCCACGAGGAGACACUGUGGACCUGGCCAAGAAGAUCUUCCUCAAAUAUUACCCCCGCUGGGUGGCUGGCUCUUGGUGAUAGAUUCGCCACCCUGGGCCUUGUUUUCCACUAACUCCAAGCCGGGGCAGGUUCCAGGGCCUGGAGCUGGACAAGCAUCACAGGAUAACCCAGGCCUGGGAGGAGGCCCCAUGGCCUGCUGGUGGGGUGUGGCCUGGGGCAACUGGAGGGAAAUGAACUGCCCUCCACCACCACCCAAAGUGUGGGAUUAAAGUACUGUUUUCUUUCCACUUAAA
This is a messenger RNA of Mandrillus leucophaeus (drill), 2843 nucleotides long. It is a transcript of the gene NAGLU, whose product is annotated as N-acetylglucosaminidase, alpha. The transcript has 10 exons. Lineage: Eukaryota; Metazoa; Chordata; Mammalia; Primates; Cercopithecidae. The coding region runs from base 1 to 2628 and encodes 875 amino acids. The record is from RefSeq and is a predicted model, not a curated record.